Molecule: messenger RNA, 1860 nt
Organism: Alternaria postmessia
Lineage: Eukaryota; Fungi; Ascomycota; Dothideomycetes; Pleosporales; Pleosporaceae
Exons: 4
Coding region: 1-1860 (619 amino acids)
Source: RefSeq, a predicted model, not a curated record
AUGGGUCACGGUUACCACCACCACAGUCACGAGAAGAAGCCUCUACAGUGGUUCGCAUCACCGCUGGCCGAGGAUCACCACAAGAAAGAACAUCAAAGCCCACCCAUCACCCGCGAAAACACACAGGCGGUCCUCGAUAGCGGAACCCGGAGUGACGAUGUCGAUGACGGUCCUCCGCUGCAGGCCAGGGCGGAUGACACCAAGUUGCACGACAUGCCAGAGUUCCAGCGCCAUGCCGAAGCGACAACCCAAGAACUCUUCUUUGAUCUCUUUUUCGUCGCCAACUUGACCACGUUUACGUCGCUCAAGGAGAUCAACGACAGCGCCUCUCUUACCGCGUAUAUCGGCUUCUUCGCACUCCUCUGGAUGACAUGGUACUCGAACUCCCUGUUCGAUGUUCGAUUCACCGCAGACUGCAUCUUCGAGCGAUGCGCUAAGGCUUUGCACUACGGUGUCAUGGUCGGCUUUGCUGUCGUUGGUCCCGCUUGGGAGCCUGGAAAAGCUACAAGCUCCCUCCAGAAGUACCAAGUCUUGUCAUUCAUUCUUAUGGUCUCUCGCCUGGUACUUGCUUCCCAGUACGCUGUCACGUUGUUCUUCUUGCGUAAACAUCGAAGAACGAUCCUUCCGAUGUCUCUAGUCAUCGGCUCGACGCUCGGUGCUGCGCUAAUAUACGGGUCCCUUACGGCUUCACUACCGAAAGAGACAUGCAACGUUGAGUUGGGUGUUUGCAAGAAAUUCACGACGCACGUUCAUAUCGCAUGGUACACCAUCAGCGCCCUGGAGAUCAUCUUCACAGUGGGGAUAUCGUGCGUUUGGCGUGUCAUCUCCUUCAAAGGCACACAUCUUGUGCAGCGCAUGUCACUACUUACUCUAAUCAUCCUUGGGGAAGGCAUUAUCGUCAUCUGCAAAGCUAUCUCCAAGAUCGUCAAGAACGGCUCGCAGUUUGAUGACGCACUCACUGGUCAGAUCGCCGCCUCAGUGCUAAUCAUUUAUCUGCUGUACAUGCUUUACUUCGAUCGAAUGCAUGAAGAGCACUUCGGUACCAUCAAGCAGCAAGUCUGGGCAUCGUUACAUUUCUUCUUACACAUCACGCUGGUCUUGGUUCUACAAGGUGUCUCAUACCUUAUCAUGUGCGUUGUCGCCUUGAUCCGGAUGGACAACGUUGAUGGGAAAUUCCGCGAAAUUGAAGCGCUUAGUGUCAACGGCGCUUAUGCCAACGGUACCCUCUUCGCGGACGCUCUCCGUCAAAAAAUCGAUACAUACCUUUGGAAUACCAUUCCCAAGGGCGUCGACGCAAGCAAAGCACUCGAGACAUGGAACAGCAGUUUGAUCGUACUAGCGCAGAGCUUCGACAACCUGCAGAAGGACAAGGCAAACUUGACAGCUGUGGACAUGAUCACCACUAGCCUGAACAAUGCAGAGAGCAUGGCGAUUCAGACCAUGUUCGACAGCCUUUCUAUCUCGGUACCCAAGACAGCGAAGACAACGACCGAAAAUGUUCUGAACAAGGUCUUCGACAAGGCCAGUCUCCUCAAGAAGUAUGAGACGCGAUUCGAGCUUGUCUUCGACUACGUCUUCCUCUCGGCCGGUCUCGCCAUUGUAUUCAUGGCUAUCAUUGCCUUCAUCUCGUUGCCGGACAAGAAACGCCACCUUCGUCAAUAUAUGCGCCUCUUGUUCAGCGUUAUCCUCGGCCUCGCGAUCUAUCUGAUAUGCCUCGUCAAUACCAACAAGCCGAGUCAAAAGCACUACAUGGAGAGCAACUGGAUGUUACCGACCAUCUGUAUAAUCUUCGCUGUCUGUGUGCUGGUGAGCCAUGCGAGGCCUUGGUGGCAUUCUCAUUAUAGGUGGCAUGGUGCUUGA